Messenger RNA from Gastrolobium bilobum, 2793 nucleotides. RefSeq names its product DNA-(apurinic or apyrimidinic site) endonuclease 2. Gene Ontology annotation, biological process: base-excision repair. Gene Ontology annotation, cellular component: nucleus. Lineage: Eukaryota; Viridiplantae; Streptophyta; Magnoliopsida; Fabales; Fabaceae. The coding region runs from base 257 to 2026 and encodes 589 amino acids. The record is from RefSeq and is a predicted model, not a curated record. Gene Ontology annotation, molecular function: double-stranded DNA 3'-5' DNA exonuclease activity; zinc ion binding; DNA-(apurinic or apyrimidinic site) endonuclease activity. The transcript has 9 exons.
AACAGAACAAAACCAAAUACGAGAGAGAAUGAAGAUAGUGAGUUACAACGUGAAUGGCCUGAGACAGCGCAUAGCGCAGUUCGGUUCUCUUCGGAAUCUGCUAAAUUCAUUCGAUGCUGACAUCAUUUGCUUUCAGGUGUUGCCAAAUUCACUCUCUGUGUGUGUGUGUGUGUGUGUGUUUCUGAAUCAUUACAUUGACAUCUUCAGGAGACAAAACUGAGGAGGCAAGAAGUAACAGCGGAUUUGGUGAUGGCAGAUGGAUACGAAUCAUUCUUUUCGUGCACACGCACCUCCGAGAAGGGCCGAACCGGUUAUUCCGGUAAGGUGUUUGUUUUAUUGCCUCAACCACAACAUCAAGUUCGUUUUGGGCAGCAAAGGUGUUAUUACAUUUUGUCGUGUGAAGUCAGCAUUUUCGAGUAAGGAAGUGGCCUUGCCCCUGGCAGCAGAGGAAGGUUUCACUGGUCUUAUGGGAUGCUCUCAAACUAGCAAAGACAAUUUUCCUUCCUUCAUGGAAGAUCUUGAGGAAUUUUCAAAAGAUGAGCUUCUCAGUGUUGAUAGUGAGGGUCGAUGCAUUGUCACGGAUCACAGUCACUUUGUUCUUUUCAAUAUAUAUGGGCCUCGAGCUGGUAAUGAUGACACAGAGAGGAUUCAGUUUAAGCAAAAUUUUUACAGGAUAUUACAGAAAAGAUGGGAGUCUCUCCUGCAUCAGGGAAGGAGAAUAUUUGUUGUUGGUGAUCUCAAUAUCGCACCAUUUGCAAUUGAUCGAUGUGAUGCAGGACCUGAUUUUGACAAUAAUGAGUUUAGAAGAUGGUUCAAAUCAAUAUUACUUGUAAAUGGAGGCCAAUUUUUCGAUGUCUUCAGAGCAAAGCAUCCUGAUAAAAGGGAAGCAUACACCUGUUGGCCGCAAAAUACAGGUGCUGAAGUAUUUAACUUUGGGAGCAGAAUUGACCAUAUUCUGUGCGCAGGUUCAUGCUUACAUGAAUCAGAUGACCUGCAAUGCCAUAGUUUUAUAAGAUGCCAUGUUAAGGAAUGUGACAUUUUGACACAGUACAAACGGUGUAAACCUGAAAGCACACUGAGGGCCCACAGGUGGAAAGGAGGGCGGAGCAUCAAAUUGGAAGGAUCUGAUCAUGCUCCAGUUUUUACGACUUUGCUAGAAAUUCCUGAGGUCUCUCUGCAUAGUACUCCCUCCUUAUCUGCUAGAUAUGUUCCCAUGGUUCAUGGCAUACAGCAAACUUUAGUGUCAGUGUUGAUGAAAAGACGAGUUUCUGAACAAAUGAAAUCAUGCAAAAUGGCCCAUGAAGAUAUUUCAAUGGGUAGUACUUGUGAGAGAGUAUUAGAACCGGUUGACAAAGCUGGUUCUUCUGCCACAGGUCCCAGUGAAUGUCAUUUUUCUCCAAGCCAGGGUUCUGAAGGUAGCUUUCUGGAAUCAAAUGAACUUUCCAAAGGUUCUUCUCAGGAGACUGUUGCUAAAUCAGGAAAUGAAUAUUUAUAUGAAAAACCAAUAACCAGGCAAUGUAAUGAAUCCAAGAAAAAAGCUAGAAACAGUCAAUGGUCUCAGCUCUCACUUAGGUCAUUUUUCCAGAAAAGUACAAAUCUUGACAAUGGUGUCAAUGACUCUUGUGCUAAUUACUCAAAUAAUCAGGCAGAAUGCUCACAACCCGACCCUCACUUACACAAGACUCCUGCAGUGUUUGAUCAUAGUGGCACCAAGCAAUAUGAGUUGGAUACUGAUGCCUGCGAUCAGGAUUUUGCUGAACUAAAUGAUAGUUCUACAAAGGAGGAAAAGAGUAAUGUGGCCUCCCUGGAAUGGCAAAGAAUACAACAAUUGAUGCAGAACAGUAUACCUCUUUGUAAGGGCCAUAAGGAACCUUGUAUUGCUCGGGUGGUGAAGAAACAAGGACCUAAUUUUGGUCGCAGAUUCUAUGUUUGUGCUCGUGCUGAGGGACCUGCAUCUAAUCCUGAAGCAAACUGUGGUUACUUUAAAUGGGCUGCUUCGAAAUCGUCGAAAUCUAGAAAUAAAUAAUGGUGGCGAAUGACAUUUUAAUCAAAGCAUGACUCAUUGUCCACUUCAUCCAUGUUCCUUGUAUAGUGACAACCUGGAGCUGACAUCCCAGUUUUGCAUGAUUCUAAAAGUUACUAACUUCCUUUUUGAAGGAACUGCCUCUCGUAAUCUUUUUGUCCCCCCUUUUGACUACAUCCUUGUAGCUUCUUGCUACAAUCGUCGAUAUUCUGAGUUACAGGCAUAAUCACCUGUUGCCUCCGUGUAAGUAAAUUAGUAUCAUGUUUCUCCACAGAGGAGAAUAAUUAAGGGGUAGGCUCGAGGAAUUGGUUAAACAAUUAGUCCUGGUGUAAAUGAUCCAUCUCAGCAUCUGACCUGGUUGGAUCCUAUCAGUCUACCACUCUCCAACACCAAAUUGAGUCGACUUGGCAACCAUUCCGGCAUUUAUUUACUGAAGUUUCUGUUUAACAUCAUUACCAGCAACAUGUUUGCUCUGAAAAGUGUUCCAUCAAGAUAAGUGUGAGUUCUACUUGAAUGCAAGCUCAAGUUCCACCCUUACCUUAUUUUCUUUCUGCUAAAAGCUUUAAUACCAUAAGGGGAAAAUGGCCACUGGAAGUGGCAGAAUUUUGUCAAUUAUCAGGGUCUGCAUGCACAGAUGAAUAACGCAGUCAUAUUAUCGUGGUACACUUUCUUUUAUUUCGGUUUUAGUAUUAAUAAUGUUUGGGUAUCUUUGAACUCAGUUCCUCAUUAGCGUAUGAUUUUGGGUUUGGACGGGUUUUAUUUGCUGAUAA